AAAGAGGCAGAGAGAGGACCCCACACAGCACCAUCUUCAACCCUAACUCUAAUAAUCUUCGAUCCUUUUCUCUCUCUCUCUCUCUCUCUCUUUCUCUCUGAGCUUUCCAUGAAAAGCGUCGGGAAAAUGGGGAAAUACAUAAAGAAGAGCAAACUCGACGGAGAAGCUAUAUCCCUUAUGGACGUCUCUCCUGGUGUUCUCACUCGAGCUAAGUCCCUAGCUCUCCAGCGCCGCCUUCAAAAGCCCUCGCCUUCCUCCUCCUCGCCGUCGAAACAGAAGACGCCGACGGAUUGCGGCGGCGGCGGAGGCGGAGGCUCGUAUCUUCAGCUAAGGAGCCGUCGGCUACAGAAGAAGCCGCCGAUUGUAGUGAUUCGUCGGAGAAAGAAGCAGAGGAGGGUCCGAAACCCUAAUUCCCAAAAUCAGGAUUCGGGUCGUGGGUCUGGGUCUGGUGAUGGGUCUAGGUCGGAUUCGGUUGCGGAGAGUGUUGUGUGUGGUAAAGCGAAGGACUUUAAUGGUGAAAUCAACAUGGAUGAGCUUCGGACCACAAGGGAAUCCACGCCAUGCAGUUUGAUGAGAAAACCGGAAUCCAUCACAAGCCCGGGUUCAUCUCCAAAGCUUAACACUGGUGUAAGUGAUGACAGCAACGACCAAAGAGAAGAGAGUUUGUCUGGCAGCCGUUGUCACCUACCAACCACACCUGAAAUGGACGAGUUCUUCUCUUGUGCUGAAGAAGAACAACAAAAGCAAUUCAUUGACAAGUACAACUUUGAUCCUGUGAACGAACAACCACUACCAGGACGGUUUGAAUGGAAGAAGAUAGAUGAUUAGAAACAACCAAAACGAAAGGGUGGUGGGGUGUUAAUAGUUAACAUUUUCCUGCUAAUUAUCGGUUUGAUCUUUCUUUCCAUCAUCCGUUUUAACUUGUAAAGAACUUAGGAUAAAAACCCAUCUAGCGUUUUUAAACUGGUGUCUGUAACACAAGUGGCUGAGAAGGGUUUGUGUAACACAGAACUGAUACCAAUCCUUUUCAGGUCUAAACAGAUCACCUUAGUAGUAGUACUAAACCAUAAGAGAAGGUUAACCCAAAGUCUGUUUAGGGUUUAGGGGUUUAGAGUUCUUUCGGUUAAUGGCUAGUGAAGUCUUUUUUAUAACUCUUUGUCUUGUAUCCAUUUGUGGUGUAUACAUGUACUGAUCUGAAAACUCUUUUCAAUAAAGACUUAUCCUUCUCUGUCUU
Brassica napus (rape) is the source of this 1234-nucleotide messenger RNA. Its product is annotated as cyclin-dependent kinase inhibitor 4-like. The coding region runs from base 109 to 828 and encodes 239 amino acids. Gene Ontology annotation, biological process: negative regulation of cyclin-dependent protein serine/threonine kinase activity. Gene Ontology annotation, cellular component: nucleus. Lineage: Eukaryota; Viridiplantae; Streptophyta; Magnoliopsida; Brassicales; Brassicaceae. The transcript has 3 exons. Gene Ontology annotation, molecular function: cyclin-dependent protein serine/threonine kinase inhibitor activity. The record is from RefSeq and is a predicted model, not a curated record.